CAAACCGCCCAAAACAAAAAAGCCAUGCCUCGCGUUGGCGUUGGGUUAUACCCCAUCAAACCCUCCACGGAGCUCACUCAUGGAAUGACAUUCAUUGUGAAAUACUUCAACAACGGAAAAAACAAGCAAGAUCUAUGGCUCGGCGUGCAUGUCCCAAUGGGACUGGCACCCAAAAUCAUGAUCAGCCGUCCAAGAAAGAAUGCUCAUCCGGAUACACCUGCCGAUAAACGCGCGUACAUGUUCUAUCUACCGGGCAAAAAUUCAUACGCAUGGGUUGAAAAGAGAUGCCUUUUUCCAAUUGAAGAAGAGCCCCUGGCCGACUUUACCGUGCCCGAAGCCGAAGACGGUGCUCUGUAUGAGCAACUGCACGAUUUGAUGAGCGAGAACAAAGGUCUCGACUUUUGGAUUGCCAUGGCUAAAAAGGAGCGCCUAAAGAAGGGGGGUCAGAACAAGGAGCCCUACCUUGUGAUGCCGUCGACGUCAGAUAUUUCGGAUGAAAUGGCUGUCGACUCUGACGAUGCCAGCGAGCACUCCCGUGGCCCAAAGACAUACAAACAGCGCGCGACUUCCAAGUCGAAUGCCUUUUCACAGAGCUCUACUCUUCUUCGUCUUCCUUCUCUAGAUCCCGAAGAGAUCGUCAACGUUUACGUUGGCCAUGGCGAGGACCACAAGGUGUUUCAGCUCGCGCGCAGAGCCAUCAACAAAUCUUCCUUGUUGCGUCAGAUCGUCCAGCAGGGUACUCCGCCGUAUGUCAUGCACCCAACAUUGUUUAACAUGGGGGUCAGAACCUUUGAGCUCGUGUGCGCCUUUAUUUGCAGCGACAGCGAAGACCUCGGUCUAGAACAGGUUGGAGAGGAAGAAGAGGAGGAGGAGGAGGAGGAGGAGGAGGAGGAUGGUAUCCUCGGGGAUGUGUUGCCAUUGGGAAGGACUCACAUCCUGCGUGAUUUCAACGACCAGCAAAGUCUCGACAACUCGAUUUCGGACCUCGGCAAGACGUAUUUGAUUGCCUCGUCUCUCGGUCUUGGUUCUAUGCAAUCGGCCAUCAUCCGCCGGCUGCAGAUGACAUGGAACCUGUCCUGUGGCGUGGACCAAACCCUAGCAAUCCUCGACACAAUCGACACUGUCGCAGAGGCCAUCUAUGCAGCAGAUACACAUGUCGAAAAGGGCCAGGUGACCAGGGACGAGCCGUUUCUCAAUUGGAGCGCCACCUUCUUGAGCGAGCUUUUCAUGGUCUUCAUUACCAAGCAUACCGAGCGGUUCACCGGGUUCAUGCAAAAGUACCUGGCCCUCCAGGCAGCUGUUCUGACUCAGCGGGCACAGGCGUGCAAUUUCGAUCCUCAGAGAUUGUCGAGAUUGGAGAUUCAAUUCAUGAUGGGCCCGGAGCGCGUGCCCGCCAUGCUGUCUUCUCUUACCGGCAACCUGGCCUAUGCGCGACACUCCAUGGCCCAGGUGCUCAACUUUGCCCUCGUCCUCUCGACCGCGUUCAUGCUAUGGAAGGGCCUCUCGAUAGCCACGAAUUCCAGCAGCCCCAUCGUCGUCGUGCUGUCCGGGUCCAUGGAGCCCGCCUUCCAGCGUGGAGAUUUGCUGUUCCUGUGGAACCGCAGUGAAAGGGCGGAAGUUGGAGAGAUUGUGGUCUACAAUGUCAAGGGCAAGGAUAUCCCGAUUGUUCACCGCGUGGUGCGGUCUUUCACCGAGGAAGACCCGAAGUUGAAGACCAAGAAGGCUGGAUCCAACCCAAAGACGCUCACAUCAACUGCCUCGCAAAAACUGCUCACAAAGGGCGACAACAACCCGGCCGACGACACGGAGCUCUACUCGCGCGGACAGGACCAUCUCGACCGCAAAGAAGACGUCGUCGGCAGCGUGCGCGGGUAUAUCCCCGGGGUCGGAUACGUGACAAUCAUGCUCAGCGAGCAUCCAUGGUUGAAGACGGUGUUGCUGGGGGUGAUGGGGUUGAUGGUGAUACUGCAGCGCGAUACCCCGCUACAAACUCCCCCAGCGACAACACCCCUCACGAGACCGCCUUCACCACCGAAUACCCCAACUCUGGUAGGCGUGCGUGCAGUCAGACCAGACAAAAUGGGCAGCGUAAAGCGAAUUGGCAAGGAGUUUGCCGAGUUGACUGAAUCUCCUCCCACCGGCAUCACCAUUCAGCUUGUCGACGAGUCCGACUUGUACAAAUGGAAGGUGUACAUGGAGGGGCCGGAGGGGACUCCAUACCAAGGCGGCCGAUUCCUCGUCAAUCUCAAUCUCCCCAACGAAUACCCCUUCAAACCACCCACCGUCUCGUUCGCGACCAAGAUCUACCAUCCCAAUGUCUCCAAUGAUGACAAGGGCUCCAUGUGUCUGGGCAUGCUGAAAUCCGACGAGUGGAAGCCCUCGUCGCGCAUCGGUGCUGUGCUAGAGUUUGCCCGGCAGCUGCUCGUCGAGCCCAUGCCGGACGACGCCGUCGAGGGGCGCAUCGCUGAGCAGUAUCAAAAUGACCGGAAGCGGUUCGACGAGGUCGCCCGUGACUGGACGCGGCGGUAUGCGAGGGAGGAGGAGAAGAAGUAG
Messenger RNA from Talaromyces rugulosus, 2553 nucleotides. RefSeq lists its product as uncharacterized. Gene Ontology annotation, cellular component: signal peptidase complex; membrane. Gene Ontology annotation, molecular function: serine-type endopeptidase activity. The record is from RefSeq and is a predicted model, not a curated record. The transcript has 9 exons. The annotation marks the transcript as partial. Lineage: Eukaryota; Fungi; Ascomycota; Eurotiomycetes; Eurotiales; Trichocomaceae.